AUGGCAUUCGCGAAAGUCUUACUCCAGCGGCUGCAAGCGCCGGGCGCGCACGUUUUUCUCCCAAACACCCCCUCUGCCGCCGCCUCCGCGCACCUGGCGCCGGAGUCCGCCGAUCCUCUUCCCCCCGCCCCCGCUUCCGCCGAUUUUUCCGCUCCAUCCUUCCCUUGCGCGAAAAAGAGCAAUGAUGGGGCCAUUGUGGACUGGUGGUAUCCUCUUAACGAGGUAAGCAAAAGGGAGGGGAUAGACGGCGGCGUGGGGAAGGGAAAAGGGGAGGUGAAGGCGGGUAAAUGGCCGGAGGAGGAGAAUGGGGAGAAGGAGAAGAAGGCGGGGAAGGGUAAGACGGGGGGGAAGGGGAAGAAGGUGGGGAAAGGAAAGAAAGGAGCGAAGGGGAAGAAGGGGAAGAAGAGAGCGAAUGGGGGGCAAGAUUGGGAGAAGAUUGGGGAGGAGAGAGGGAGUGUGGAGAGAAGAGGUGCAAAGAAGCGAAAGGGGAAGCCCCACCAGUACUGUGCAGGGGGAGGUGCCGCUACUGCUGAGGGCCAGACGUUUGAGGCUCCUCAAAAGAAGCGAAAGGGGAAGCCUCACCUAGUCUGUGCGAGGGGGGUUGCUGCCAGUGCUGAGGGGCACGACCCGCUUGAGAACCGGCUUCCUUCUGAGUCAUCUCAGAAGUUAUCUCACCGGUUCUGUGCGCGAGGAGUUGCUGCUGCUGCCGAGGGGCAGGAUCGGCCUGAAAACCGGCUGCAUAGGCUGGUAGGAGCAGCAGAGGAGAGGGAGGGGGUUGAUUGCAAGCAGCAGGAGCGGUUGCAGCAGGGAGGUGUGGGGGGAGGGGGGGGAAAGGUUGGUGCGGCGGAGGUGAGGGAUAGAGGACGGGAAGGAGUGGGUGGUGGUGUUUCAGCGUGUGGGAAAUGUGAAGGGUUGGAUCGAAGGGAUGAGGGAGGAGGCGUUGACUUAGACGGAAGGGAUAAGAGGGGAGGUGCGGGAAGAGGCGAGGAAGGAGAGGAGAACGAGGGGGAGGAGGAGGAGGAAAAUGGGGAAGGGCAGGAUGAGCGGAAGAAUACGGAAGGAAACAAUGGGAAGGAACGAAAAGAGGAGGAGAGGAAGGAGGAGCAAGGGAAGGAGAAGGAGGGGAAGGAGGCGGAAGGGCACGAUGAGAAGGAACGAAAAGAGGAGGAGAGUAAGGAGGAGCAAGGGAAGGAGAAGGAGGGGAAGGAGGCGGAGGUGGGGAAGGAGGAAAGGAUGGAGAAAGGAUCAGAGGGUACGACGGGCUUCGUUUCUGGUUUUGAGUCGACUCAAAAGCAGACGGGCUUCGUUUCUGGGCGGGCACGAAAUGGGGAGGUGGAGCGAGAAAAAGAGAAGCAGGAGCGAGAGCAGGGAGGGGAGGAGAAGGAAGACGGGAAUAAGAGGGGAUUGGAACGGGAGGAGGGGAAGGGGGAGGGAGAGGAGACAGAAGAUGAAGAAAAGGAGAUGGAGAAGAGUAGGGGGUUGUUGCAGGGGCUGGGGAAGCAGGAGGAGGGAAAGCAAGAGGAGGGGAAGCAAAAUGAGGGAGAACAGGGGAAAGGGGAGAAUCAGGGGGGAGAGAAGGAAGGCGGAGAAAGGAAGGAAGAAAACAAGGAAGGGGAUGCGCAGGGGUGCAAUAAAGAGGAAGAAGAAGAGGAGGAGUCGGAGGGGGAGAGGGAUGGAGGAGGCAAAACGACAAGGAAGAGAAAGCGCGAGGAAGAUUCCUCCUGGUGGUGGCGAGCUUUGGACGGACCUGAGGAGGAGGAGGAGUGGGUAGCAGGAGAGGGAGUGAGGAGGAAGUGGGGGAGAGCGCGGAGUGUGAGGGAGCUGCUCAGUGCCACGUCAGCAGUGAGGAAGAGGGUCGUAUGGUGGAGGAAGAAGUACAAGAAGAAAGGGGUUGCAGGGAAGGGGAGUGUGGGGAAGGGGAUUGGGGGAAAGGGAGGUUGGGGGAAAGGGAGUGGGGGGAAGGGGCGCUGGGGGAACAAAAUGCAGGGGAAGGGGAAGGGUAAGGAGAAGGGGAAGGGUAAGGGGAAGGGUAAGGGUAAGGGGAAGGGGAAAGGGAAAGGAAAUGCUAAGUGGGAUCAAAAGGAUGGGAAAGAGGAGGGAAGGAGUGAUGGUGCUGGGUGGGCAGGGCGGUUGCGGGGAAGGGACAGGGCAGCAGGCAGUAGUGUUGCAGGUGGUGCUGCAAGUGGUGCUGCAAGCAAUGUGGAAGCAGGGAAUGCUGCCGCAGGCAGUGCUGCGGCAAGCAACUGGAGCAAUGAAGCGGAUGCGAAGGCGAUUGGAAAGUGCAAUCCAAAGAAGGCCGCAGGAAAGAACGUGUCAGUGGUGACAAAGUUGGCAAAUGCAAGAAUGGCGGCUGCAGCUAGAAAAGCGUCAGCAGUAGAAAUAUUGCCGGCAGCAGCAAGAGAAGUGUCAGCAGCAGGAAAGGCAGAGGGCAAGGCAGAGGGGAAGGCAGAGGGCAAGGCAGAGGGGAAGGCAGAGGGGAAAGAGGAAAUGGCGGCUGCAGCUAGAAAAGCGUCAGCAGUGGAAAUAUUGCCGGCAGCAAAGAAAGGGUCGGCAGCAGGAAAGGCAGAGAGGGGGGAGGAGGACGAGGAGGAGGAGGGGGUGGAAGAGGAGGAGGAGGAGGAGGAGGAGGAGGAGGAGGAGGAGGAGGAGGAGGAGGAGGAGGAGGAGGAGGGGGAGGAGGGGGAGGAGGAGGAGGAGGGGAAGGAAAAGGGGAAGGAGGAGGGGACAGAAGGGAGGGAGGAAGUGGGGAAGGAGGGUGUGGAGGAGGGGGUGCAGGGAGGGGAGGGAAGGGGGAACUGUAGCAGAGAAGAAGCUGGAGGAAUAGAGGCAGGAGAAGGGAGCGGAGGAGGAGGAGAGAAUGGAGGAGAGAAUGGAGGAGAGAAUGGAGGAGAGGAUGGAGGAGAGAGAGGAGGAGAGAGUGGAGGAGAGAGAGGAAGCGCGGGAGGAAGCGCGGGAGGAAGCGCGGGAGGAAGCGCGGGAGGAAGCGGAGCCACAAAAGGGAAGAGGAAGUGGAGAAAGUGUGAGCAGGGCAGCGAGGCUGAAAGGGGUAAGAGACGUGUGAGGCAGUGGAAGGUGAAGGAGAGGGCGGAGAGGGAGGAGAGGGCGGAGAGGGAGGAGAGGGAGGAGAGGAAAGAGAAGGAGAGGGAGGAGAUGAAAGAGAAGGAGAGGGAGGAGAGGAAAGAGAUGGACGAGGGGAAGGAGAGGGAGGAGAGGAAGGAGAGAAAUGAGAGGGAGGAGAGAAAGGAGAUGGACGAGGGGAAGGAGAGGGAGGAGAGGAAGGAGAGAAAGGAGAAGGAGGAGAAAAAGGAGAGGGUGGAGAGAAAGGAGAGGGAGGAGGGGAAGGGGAGGAAGGAGAGGAAGGAGAGGGAGGAGAGGGAAGAGACGGAAGAGAGGGAGGAGAGGAAGAAGAGGGAGGAGAGGGAGAAGAGGGAUAAGAGGGAGGAAAGGGAGGAGAGAGAUAAGUGGGAGAGGGAUAAGUGGGAGGAGUUGGAUGAGACACACGAGGCAAAAGAAACCAGGGGGAGAGAGAAAAAGAAGGAGAAGGAGACAGAAGCGAGGAAGGAAAGGGAGAGAAAGCAGGAUCAAGCGGAGAAAGGGAGGGGGGAAACAGCCUCUGCUCCUGCUGCUGCAGCUGCUGCUGGGAUAGCAACCACUCAUCCCUAA
This is a messenger RNA of Closterium sp. Naga37s-1, 3663 nucleotides long. Lineage: Eukaryota; Viridiplantae; Streptophyta; Zygnematophyceae; Desmidiales; Closteriaceae. The record is from the annotation of a GenBank genome assembly.